Molecule: messenger RNA, 4659 nt
Organism: Maniola jurtina (meadow brown)
Lineage: Eukaryota; Metazoa; Arthropoda; Insecta; Lepidoptera; Nymphalidae
Product: ras-specific guanine nucleotide-releasing factor 1-like
Exons: 34
Coding region: 456-4640 (1394 amino acids)
Biological process (GO): positive regulation of GTPase activity; Ras protein signal transduction
Cellular component (GO): plasma membrane
Molecular function (GO): guanyl-nucleotide exchange factor activity; protein binding
Source: RefSeq, a predicted model, not a curated record
ACAACCCUCCAUCAACCCACACAAGGCGUUCCAAAAAACCAUGUCUCUGACUUUUAUAACAGACUGAAACCUUUUAAACCCAUAAAAACCCCAUACAAUUCUAUUUAAAUUCAUACUUGUAAAAACGCCUGUGAUUAUUUAAUAGCAACGUGUCGGCAAAAUAAUUGCGAUAAAAAAUUCAACAGGCGUUCAGGUUCCACGCUCGCGAUUAGAAACGUAUAUCCUUUUAUAUUUUAAAGUUACCCCUUUUUCUAUACUAUUGUUAACGUUUCAAGUUAUUGAUUUAAUAAACUCUUGGUAGAAUUAUACAAAAGUGUCGUUGAGAAAGUCGAUUGGAUAUUGUAUCGAUCAUAUAAAUAUUAAUUAUGAACGGUUCGAGUGAAUUGUGAACAUGAAACGUAAAUACGGUGUCCUGAGUUUUGAAAGUGCUGUAGUGUAAAUUUUAAUAAGUGAAGAUGUUGAGUCCAAAGAUUCAACGUUCAGUCCGCGUCAACGACGGACAACUUGUGACGCUGUCUGACCGAGCUCAGUACGACCACUCUCAGGCCGGGUACUUGCACAAACGGAGUGCUGACAAUACAAAAUGGCAGCUGCGGUGGUUUGUUCUAUAUCAGAACCUGCUGUUUUAUUACGAGUCGGAGAACAACACGCGCCCCACGGGAGUGCUUCUGCUGGAAGGCUCGUACUGCGAGCGACUGAGCAAGUCACCCAUGGAGAGGAAUGCUUCGUUCUGCUUCACCAUCACGUAUCGGCGAGAAAGCCAACGCCAGUACGAGUUGAGAGCUGCUUCUGAGGUUGACUGCGUGCACUGGGUCGACGCUAUCCGGGAGGCCAGUUUCAACAAGCUGCUGCUACAGAAGGAGGAGCUGGAACAGAAGCAGCUGCAUCUGCUGCAAGUGGUGGAGAGCGAGCGCACUUCGCGCUGGCAGUACGCGCAGCAGUGUGACGAGCUCGCCAACGAGGUCAAGAAGCUGAGGACAGAACUGUGCGCUUACAAGAAGGAACAUGAGCCGUCAGCCACUCGCACAGCGUCAAGCACUAGUCUGUCCCCAACCGACUCCGAUGAUAUCGAUCCUGCAGAGCUGCGCAAGAUAAAGAAAGUACAGAGCUUCUUCCGAGGCUGGUUGUGCCGACGCCGCUGGAAGCAGAUCGUGGAGCAGUAUAUCAAGAGCCCACACGCUGAGAGCAUGAGAAAGAGAAAUAGCCUUGUUUUCAAGAUGGUGGAAGCUGAAGAGGAAUAUUUAGAGCAAAUGGAAAUUUUGGUGACAUGUUUCCUCCGGCCAUUCAAAAUGGCAGCCAGCUCGAAGAAGCCGCCGUGCACGCACGAGGACGUCAACUCCAUCUUCCUGAACAGCGAGACGGUGCUGUUCCUGCAUCAGAUAUUCUUCAAGGGGCUAACCUCGCGGAUGGAGUCCUGGCCUACACUUGUCUUAGGAGACCUAUUCGACAUGUUGCUGCCGAUGCUGACGAUCUACCAGGAGUACGUGCGCAACCACCACUACUCGCUGCAGGUGCUCACCGAGUGCAAGCAGAGCCAGCCCUUCACGCAGCUGCUGGCGCGCCUGGAGAGCAAGUCCGCUUGCCAGGGCCGCUCGCUGGAGACCUUCCUCACUUAUCCUAUGCAUCAGAUACCUCGCUACAUCAUCACUCUGCAUGAGUUGUUAGCCCACACACCACACGACCACGUCGAGCGCCGCAGCCUGCAGCACGCAAGAGCACAACUCGAAGAACUCUCUCGACAGAUGCAUGAUGAGGUGAGCGAGACAGAAAAUCUGAGGAAGAACUUGGCAGUGGAGCGAAUGAUCAUCGAAGGAUGCGACAUCCUGCUUGAUGUCAACCAAGUCUUCAUAAGGCAAGGCACACUAUCUCAAGUAGUUGGUAAAGGGCGUCGUGCAUCAUUGCAAGCUCGCCAGGCGUUCAUAUUCAGCAACCACCUGCUGCUGACCACUCGGGCAACCGGAGGACGCUUGCAUCUACCACCGCAUGGAAGACUGCCCUUACAUGACGCCCUGCUCAUUGAAGAUCCGUCUAAUCAUGAUGACGAUGAUACCACAUCAGUUUGUUCUUCGCCUGGAGGUGAUAUCUAUCAAGGAAAAGAUUUCAAGAUACUCGUUGAAGUCAAAGGCGAACAAAUCUGUGCACAUUUAGUGGCUGCAACGCUCGAAGAAAAGGCAGCAUGGACGAGCGAGCUAGCACAGUGCAUGGAAAGUGCUGCCUUAACAGAACUCCUUCGCGCCUGUGGCUCCUGCGGUGCUGCAUCAGCUAGUUUGCCAGCUUGCCGCUCAGACAGAGCCCUCUUCACUGAUGAUGUGGAUAUACGCUUCAGUAGGACCUUGAACUCUUGCAAAGUUCCGCAAAUUCGGUCAGCUACCCCACAAAGGCUUUUGCAGAGAUUGACAGAUCUUCGCUUUCUAUCAGUGGAUUUCCUGAAUACGUUUCUGCUGACGUACCGCGUGUUCACUGACGGCGUCACAGUACUGGAGGCUCUGAAGCAGGUGUACUACGAGCAGUCGCAGCAGGACAUGGAGUUGGCACCGCCAGCUGAUGCUACGAGGAAGACCAGCGCCGCUAGCACUGUUUCUGGUUAUGGUUCAGAACUAAGCGAACGCGACUGGCAGUCUCGAUUUUGGAAGAAUUCCAGGAAGAGCGAAGAAGAAGAUAAGCUAUCUCCCUAUUUGAUGGCACCUUCACGUCGUACUUCGGCGGUUAGCAAGGCUGAAGAGGAUAACAGUCAUCUACAAAUACCAACAAUAAUGGCGACAUCAUCAAGCAACGAGACAUUGAAAGGUACUCAACCAUCGUCACCUAGUGCAGUGAGUUCAGUGACCCUAGUCGGCUCUCCAAAAAAAACAAGUCCAGUCGACAGUACAUCAAAGCCACCAACCCCGAAAGAUGCAGGAUCUCCAACCAAGGACAACAAUAGGGCGGCCGCCACCAUCAUGAAGGACGAAAGCAUUGAAAUGGUGGAUCAAAGCGACGAAGAUAUCAAGUACAAGGAGGAAGAGCAAGAAAAGAAUAAGUAUAAAAUCGACGAUAAAUUUAAAAUUUCACAACGGUUUUCGGAGCGUGUCCGCACAAUGUCUGAGAGUCCUCGUCGCCUACAACCCUCAGCGGGCGCCGCGGCUGAGGCCCGAAGAUGCUCCGAGGGUGCGAGGGAAGCAGCCUCCGCUAAAGAGGGAACUGAACCUCGGCGUGCUUCUGAUACUGCUGCUAGAUCUCUCCCUAGACGUUCUGUGAGUGAAAGGCGUUACACCAACGCAUCAAUCAACAGCGAGCGUCGCCGCUACUGGGGUGGCUCCGAGCCCCGGACUUCAGUGACGUCACAAGUUUCACAAAUGCAGAACUAUCGUCGUGAGACUAACCAACCAAGAGCUGGGGUCGUGAUAACUUCGUUCCGUCAAUCCCAUCGCAGCUUUGGAAAUGACCUGUUGUGGAGCAGUACAUCCACGGCUGCGGUUGCCUUCGCUGUUGCCACUUCAGCAUCGUCUAAUCCAAGGUCUCCACCACCAACCUCACCACCGCAUGCACGGCGAGACUCGGUCAUAUCAACUGCUGCUACUAUGAGAGUUUUGAAUGUUCUAAGGCACUGGAUCUCCAAGCACUCAUCAGAUUUCUGGUCGGACGAGCGUCUCCGUGGCCUCACCAUGGACUUCCUCAAAGAGAUCGAGAGCAGCCCAGGCUUGCUUCCAGCUGAGAAUAAGUCGGCGUCACAGCUGCUACGACUGUUGGAGCGACCACCGGACAGGGCCGUGGAUUUGAAAGCCUUGUUUAUGCCACCAAGAGUACCCACUAAAGAAAGCACCGAAACAUUAUCAGCUCUUGAGAUCGCCGAGCAAAUGACUUAUUUGGAUUAUCAGAUAUUCAGCUCUAUUCACAGCGAAGAGUUCCUGGGCCAAGCCUGGACGAAGGGUGACAAAGCGGAGCGCGCACCACACAUCCUGAUGAUGACGGCUCACUUCAACCACAUCUCAAACCUUGUCAUAUCGGAGAUACUCAAAAAAUAUACGCUUUUGGGUCGCGUAGCAGCCAUAGAGAAGUGGGCAGCGGUGGCCGACAUCGCGCGCUGCCUGCACAACUUCAACGGCGUGCUGCAAGUCUGCGCCGCGCUCGCCAACACCUCCGUAUUCCGCCUCAAGAAGACUUGGGAGAAAGUGUCCAAAACUAGUAAGCAGACCCUGGACAAACUGCAAGUGUUGAUAUCUUCCGAGUGUCGGUUCAGGAUUUUAAGAGAUGCUUUACACAGGUGCGAUCCCCCCUGCAUCCCGUACCUGGGCAUGUACCUGUCGGACCUCUCGUUCAUCGAGGAGGGAACCUCCAACUACACUCCCGACGCACUCCUCAACUUCUCCAAGAUGAGGAUGAUAGCUCAUGUGAUCCGUGAAAUUAGAAACUUCCAACAGACUCCAUACAAAAUCGAUCACAUACCAAAAGUCUGUGAGUUCCUUCUGGACCGAUCGCUGAUAAUAAACGAAGAGCGUCAAUAUACGCUGUCCCUUGAGUUGGAGCCCCGUGCGGCGCGGGGCUCCGCCGGGGGUCUCCCAGGCACCCCCGCGUCACCAGCCUCCCCAACCGCGCAGCGACGACGCCGCGCCUCGCUGGCUGCGCUUGCGCCGCUUGCUCCUCUACGUGGUGACCGUUAAACAUCUUAACCCCUCAUUU